AUGAAAGAGAGAAAAUCGAGCAAGGUUAACAGUAAUAAUAAUCAUCUCACCCAAGACAAUCACCAGAAUGGGCACUUGUCUCCGUUUAAACUCGCUAAGUUGUUCGAUGCCGAUGCUUCUUGGGACAAGGAUCAACUAGGUGAUGUACUACACUGGAUCCGGCAGGUGGUAGGUCUUUUAUGCGGACUAUUAUGGGGUGCCAUUCCUUUGGUUGGAGGCAUUUGGAUAAUUCUGUUCCUUGUGUUAUCCUCUGGGGUAAUAUAUGGUUACUAUUCAAUGAUACUAAAGGUCGAUGAAGAAGAAUAUGGUGGGCAUGGAGCUCUUCUCCAGGAGGGGCUUUUCGCUUCUUUCACGCUUUUUCUGUUGGCAUGGAUUCUUGUCUACAGUUUAGCACACUUCUGA
Messenger RNA from Oldenlandia corymbosa var. corymbosa, 402 nucleotides. NCBI's taxonomy places the organism in Eukaryota, Viridiplantae, Streptophyta, Magnoliopsida, Gentianales, Rubiaceae. The record is from the annotation of a GenBank genome assembly.